CGUUUUACUGGCGGGGGAAGGAGCACAUAAGUUUGCCAGGGAGAUGGGUGUGGAAGAAAUGCCGCCGGAAGAAUUCAUCACAGAGCCCAGACGCAAAAAACUGGAAAAUCACCUCAAGUUUCAGCCAGCUUUCAGACAGCUUCAUAACGACAGGGAGUUGGGUAUAGAUGAUCACGACACCGUAGGAGCUGUUGCUGUCGAUGCCCAUGGCAAUGUAGCUGCUGCCACCUCCACUGGUGGCAUCACAGGUCAGAUGAUUGGACGAGUUGGUGACUCUCCCCUCAUUGGUUUGUCACCGCAAGACGCAGUAAAGAAAGCUCUGACCGUUAUGAAGGACCGAGUGGAUUCACUAGGGGGCGCAAUUGCCGUGAGCAAAAGUGGGGACUUUGGGCACUACUUCAAUACAAAUGGCAUGAUCUGGGCAUCGGUUCAGAAUGGUCGAAAACAAGUAUAA
This is a messenger RNA of Acanthaster planci (crown-of-thorns starfish), 454 nucleotides long. Its product is annotated as isoaspartyl peptidase/L-asparaginase-like. NCBI's taxonomy places the organism in Eukaryota, Metazoa, Echinodermata, Asteroidea, Valvatida, Acanthasteridae. The record is from RefSeq and is a predicted model, not a curated record. Gene Ontology annotation, cellular component: cytoplasm. Gene Ontology annotation, molecular function: hydrolase activity.